UCUUGAAUCGUGAGUUGCAUAAGACAAAAUGUCGGCAAAUCGUUCCCAGUGAUGUACGGAACACGUUGGGUUUUAUUCUAGUAUGUUUAUAACAUUUAGUUCCAAAAGUUUCAAAUACUAGGCUUUUUGAAGUAAUGACGUACAGGUUAUGUUCGCGAGGAGUGAGCUCCUUGUUAAAUCGGGCAACUCUGAGACUCUCACAUCCUCAGUUUGCGCGGUACUCGUUUGGAGCAAAGCAAUUGUUGCUGAGUCACAAUGCAAGGAACUCUUGGUUACUUGGAAGAAUUCUGAAUUUUGAUCCACCAAAGGGAUUUGAAAAAUUUUAUCCAAAUGCAUCAAAGAAGACAUCAAAUAAAGACUCUAGUAAGAAAGAGAACUCGGAUGUGAACAAGAGGGAAGCAUCAGGGGGUGAUGAUGGUGGUGGAGGAGGGGGAGGGAGCAGUGGCAAACCACCUGGCGAUGACUGGUGGAAGACCCUCUUCGAAAAUAAUCCACAGGCUUUGAUUGGUGGUGCAGUAGCUGCAGUCUUAGCUUUGUUAUUUCUGAUGUCUGAAAGGGACACUAGAGAAAUAAACUGGCAAGAGUUCAGAACAAAAUAUCUUGAAAGGGGAGAGGUGGAAAAACUUGUUGUGUCAAACCAAAGUCUUGUGAAAGUUUUUCUGAAGAAUGACCCCAACAAGAGUCAGCUUUGUUUCACGAUUGGAAGUGUUGAAAGCUUUGAGCGCAGUUUGGAGGCUGUUCAACAAGAGAUGAACAUUGAUCCUGCAUUUUGGAUCCCAGUGACAUAUGUGAAGGAGUCAGAGUGGCUGAAGGAGAUCAUCAAGGCAGCUCCAUCACUGCUGAUUAUCGGUGUCAUAAUUUACUUCAGUAGGAAACUUUCCAGUGGCAGCAGAGGACAAGGGGGUAUAUUUGGUGUUGGGCAGUCAACAGCCAAAUUCUACAAUAAAGAAACAAGUGUCAAAGUCAGAUUCAAGGAUGUUGCUGGAUGUGAGGAAGCUAAACUGGAAAUAAUGGAAUUUGUGAAUUUCCUUAAAAAUCCUCAACAGUAUCAUGAGUUGGGGGCCAGGAUACCCAAGGGUGCUAUAUUAUCAGGGCCACCAGGUACAGGCAAAACUCUGUUAGCCAAGGCAGUGGCUGGGGAGGCCAGAGUACCUUUUCUAAGUAUUUCAGGAUCAGAGUUUUUGGAAAUGUUCGUAGGAGUUGGGCCAGCCAGAGUCAGAGAUCUGUUUGCCCAAGCAAGAAAGAAUGCACCCUGCAUUAUAUUUAUUGAUGAGAUUGAUGCUGUGGGCCGUGCACGCGGCCGUGGAGGUCAUAUUGGUGGGCAUGACGAACGGGAGAACACCCUCAAUCAACUGCUGGUGGAAAUGGAUGGUUUCAGUUCAUCAACAAAUGUAGUGGUACUAUCUGGUACCAACAGACCUGAUAUCCUCGAUCCUGCUCUGCUAAGACCCGGCCGUUUUGACAGACAGAUCCAUCUGCCUCCACCAGAUAUCAAGGGAAGAUGUUCUAUUUUUAAAGUACACUUGAAGCCUCUGAAGACAGAACUGAAUCUCGAUCAAGUUGCGCGAAAAAUGGCGGCACUCACUCCAGGAUUUACAGGAGCUGACAUCGCAAAUGUUUGUAACGAGGCUGCCCUCAUUGCUGCGAGGCAUCUUAUGCCAAAGGUGGAGUUGAUGCAUUUUGAACAAGCCAUUGAGCGUGUUAUUGGAGGUCUGGAGAAAAAAACUCAAGUUUUACAGCCGGAGGAAAAGAAAGUUGUAGCGUACCAUGAAGCGGGUCACGCAGUGGCCGGAUGGUUCCUUGAACAUGCCGAUCCUCUUCUGAAGGUUUCAAUAAUUCCAAGAGGCAAGGGUCUCGGCUACGCGCAGUACCUCCCCAAGGAACAAUACCUUUACUCGACUGAACAGCUGUUAGACCGUAUGUGUAUGACAUUGGGAGGACGGGUUUCCGAACAGAUCUUCUUUGGACGAAUAACCACCGGUGCCCAGGACGAUCUCAGUAAAGUCACCAAGAGUGCUUAUGCGCAGGUUGUGACAUUUGGAAUGAAUGAAAAGGUUGGAAACGUGUCUUUUGAUUUGCCCCGCGAGGGAGAACCUACUUUUGAUAAACCUUACAGUGAGGCGACUGCACAGCUCAUUGACGAACAGGCCAGAGAUGUCAUCAACAACGCGUACAAAAGAACAUUUGAUCUGCUCACCAAACACAAAAAAGAUGUAGAAAAGAUUGCCUUACGACUUUUGGAAAAAGAAGUUCUUGACAGAGAAGACAUGAUUGACCUGUUAGGUCGCAGGCCUUUCAAAGAAAAGUCGACUUAUGAAGAAUUCGUCGAGGGAACUGGUAGCGAAGUAGAAGAUACUAGUCUCCCCAAAGGCUUAGAAGGACUGCAGGAGAAUGGGGACGAGGAAGAGGCCCCUUCAACCACCAUACCCACUUAGUCGCACGAAGGAAAGGAGAGGAACUUUUAAAGAAGGGCUGAAGUAGCUUAGAUAUUUCGAGCAACUACUGUGUCAACUUUUCAUCAUGUACAAACCAGGAUGGAUUUGCAUCUGUCCUCAAUGUUUGAAUUCUAUUCCCAGGGAGUGAAGCUGAACAUCAGCUAAAAUAAGCUAUGGACAUCAUCACUAUGGUUAAAUGUUAACUUUGUAAAUUUUUGAAAAAUAAAACGAUAUGAAUUGA
Messenger RNA from Pocillopora verrucosa, 2676 nucleotides. Its product is annotated as mitochondrial inner membrane m-AAA protease component AFG3L2. Gene Ontology annotation, cellular component: m-AAA complex; membrane. The record is from RefSeq and is a predicted model, not a curated record. NCBI's taxonomy places the organism in Eukaryota, Metazoa, Cnidaria, Anthozoa, Scleractinia, Pocilloporidae. Gene Ontology annotation, molecular function: metalloendopeptidase activity; zinc ion binding; ATP binding. Gene Ontology annotation, biological process: mitochondrial protein processing.